UUUAUCUUUUUAAAAUUAAGUGGUUUUAUGUUUUAAUUUCAAUGAAAAUCAAUUAUAUUCAAUGUACUGCUAUUUUUUGUAAUUUUUUUUAAUCUAAAAUCUGAAAAGUGAAAGAAUAAUGAUAAUAUUUAAAAAAAUCAUAUCGCAAGAGAGAAUUCUAAGAGCUGAAAUAUGGUAGCCGUUGCUGCCACAGAAUGCGUAAUCGGAAAAUAUUGUCCAGAUUUUUGAUCUUUGUUUCCACAAGUCGCACACAUUUACAGACCAAGAAAUUGCAUUUCAAAUCAAGAAUUCAAGAAACAAAGAAUAAUGAGCACCGUUUCUGGUCAACCCUAUGAUCGUCUCAAAGAAAUCAAACAAUUUGAGGAUUCGAAGCUGGGAGUGAGAGGCCUGCUUGACUCCGGUAUCACCUCCAUCCCUCGUUUCUUCAUCCACCCAUCUGAAACACUCUCCGAUCUCAAACCCACCACCCGGCUCCAAACAUACACCACCAUCCCCACAAUCGACAUUUCUGAUCAACGAUCAAAGGUGGUCGAGCAAGUGGCACUUGCAUGCAGGGAGUUGGGUUUUUUUCAGAUUGUGAAUCACGGGAUCGCCCUGGAGGUUGUAGACCGUAUAAUCGGAGCAGUGAAGGGGUUCCAUGAGCAACCGGCAGAGGAGAAGGCGCGGUGUUAUUGUAGGGAAAUGGGCAGCGUUGUAUCUUUCUCGUCUAACUACGACUUGUUUCGUUCUAAAGCUGCUUGCUGGAGAGAUUCACUGCUAAUUAGGACCCGUCUCCCCUUGCCGGAGCUCGAGAAAAUUCCUGAUAUAUGUAGAAAAGAGGUGAUGGAAUGGGACGGAAAGAUCAAACCACUAGGGAUGUUCUUGAUGGAGUUAUUAUGUGAAGGACUUGGAUUGAAAUCAGAAAAGCUCGAGGAAAUUACUUGCUUGGAAGGGAGGGCCUUGGUGGAAAAUUACUAUCCCUGCUGGCCCCAACCCAAUUGCACAUUUGGGAAUGAGUGCCACAUAGAUCCUGGUGUUUUGACGGUGUUGCUACGGGAUCAUAUUGGUGGUUUACAAGUUAAAUGUGGUGGUGAUCGUCAAUGGGUAGAUGUUCAACCUCUUCCUGGUGCUCUUGUUAUCAAUGUUUUCAGAGAAAUUCUUUGCUGUUUUUUGAAUUAAUUUCCGGUUGCUUCUCAGAUGAUGUCCAAUGGAGAGUACCAAAGCGUAGAGCACAGGGUGUUGGCUAAUUCAUUGCAGGAAUCAUGAAUUUCUGUUGCUGCUUUCUUCAACCCAAGUGGCAUGGACAACUGGCAUGGACCCUUCCCAGGGCUUUUAUCGCCAGAGGAACCAGCUCUUUACAAGCAGUUCACUCUCGCAGACUUCAUGAAAAGGUUGCUUUUAAAAGAUGCAGAUGGCAAAUCGUUAACAAAUUAUUACAAGCUUCAAAAUUAAGUAGCAAACUUAAUGAACCCUUCAAUGUUGAAAUCAAACUAUGUUAUUCAUGUAUUUUGUCAUUAUUAAUAUUAAUAUUUUUAUUUUUUA
This is a messenger RNA of Hevea brasiliensis (rubber tree), 1521 nucleotides long. Its product is annotated as 1-aminocyclopropane-1-carboxylate oxidase homolog 4. NCBI's taxonomy places the organism in Eukaryota, Viridiplantae, Streptophyta, Magnoliopsida, Malpighiales, Euphorbiaceae. The record is from RefSeq and is a predicted model, not a curated record. The transcript is spliced from 2 exons.